CUGGUGUCUAGCCCAUAGUGGGCGCCUAAGAGGCAUUUAGGGUUGCGUGCAUAUUUGGAUCCCAUGAGACCCCCGAGACCUUAAAAAAGCUGUCCUUUGGUUUUUCUUCUGGGUAUCUCCGCCCUCUACUCAAAAAUCGUCUGCUCCUCAGCCUCCCACAAGAUCGAGAAAGUAUUAUUUCUGAAAGAAUUCUAAGAACAUCUCCCUGAAGAAUGAGAAAACCAAGAGGGCUGGGAGACAGCAUGGUGGUUUCUGCAAAAGACUUUAAUCCCUGGGAUUAAAUCCCAGAUUCAAUCCCCAGCACCACCAUAAACCGGAGAGGGAAACUGGCAAGAAGUUCUUGUGUGUUCAUAGAUGAGAGAGGGGGUUCCUAGAAUUUGAGGGAGAUGGUUUCUCUCCCCCGCAGCAAGUCACUCCUUUCCAUCUGAUGCCGAGUGCUGACUCCUACAGCAAGGAGUGGCUAAAAGCACCAGAUACAUGCAAGUGGGAGAAAGCUUCACUAGGGGUGGAGCAGUGCUGCAGGUUUGGCUUAUGAUACUGCUGGGGACUGAACCUUGACCUGCUUCUUGGGCGGUUUCUUGCCACCUUCACAGCCAGACAUGGCUCCUGCCACCCUCUUCCUCAGAUCCUCCCACCGGAAGCUGCAAGUUCAGUCUUGAUCAUUCCCAACUAGUGCUGGGACUGUGGGAUCAUGUGACAAAUGGCUCAUCUUCAGACCAACAAGGACCUCAUUGCCAAAGGAAUCAAGGAGUUUACUGCUCUGCUGGACCAGCAGGUCUUCUCACAUCCUUUCGUCAGUGAGGAAGACAUGGUGGUCAUAGUGAAGGACUGGAUGGACUUGUAUACCAACUAUUACACAAACCAACUGACGGGGGAGUGUCAAGAGAAGGACAUGGCUCUUCAGGAACUGCGGGAAGGGAUGUUAGCUCUGUCAGAACCUUUCCUCGACAAAUACAGGGAACACAUCAAGUCCUCGUGAGCAUCCUCCCCACCCACUGCUCCCUCGAAGCUAGAGACACUUAAGGCACGUCUCUGUGCUCUUUGAUUCCAUGGGCUCUGUUCCAUGGUGUUACUCUGCCUUGAUGCCUUGACACCUCAAUAAAGACCAACACUGGA
Molecule: messenger RNA, 1116 nt
Organism: Erinaceus europaeus (western European hedgehog)
Lineage: Eukaryota; Metazoa; Chordata; Mammalia; Eulipotyphla; Erinaceidae
Gene: AHSP
Product: alpha hemoglobin stabilizing protein
Exons: 4
Coding region: 701-979 (92 amino acids)
Biological process (GO): erythrocyte differentiation; protein folding; protein stabilization
Cellular component (GO): cytoplasm
Molecular function (GO): hemoglobin binding
Source: RefSeq, a predicted model, not a curated record